AGUUGAAAAAAAAAAUUAUUUGAACUUGGACUCAAUGGUCCAAAAUAAAAAAAAUGUGAGAAUUGGAUCUGAUUUCUUAAUCGGCCCAAAUAGCCCAAGAGAGAUCUGAUGUGGGCUGGAUCCGAAAAAAUGACCCAAUAUAGAUGUGUUAUUAAUAUUAAUUGAUUGCCCUUAAUGAAAUAAUAAAAAAAAUGGCAGGCUAAAGUAAAAAGGACAAUAAGAUCUUGCUUUAAUAGUAUAGAUUUUGUUUGUUCGAAUAAAUAGAUUUUGUGGCAUAUACUAUUUAACUAAAAGUAUAGGUUUAAAUAAAAUCAGUGGCAGGGUUAUCUAAUUACUUUGAAAAUAAGAGGGCACCUCUAAAAAGAGCCUUCUGUUUUAAAAGUAUUGAUAGGAUUUUCAAAUUAUUUAGAUUAUACGCAAAUAGUUAAGGAAAUCCUUCAUAAUAAUCAGAAAACAAAACUUGCGAUCUUGUAUGAAAACAAAACUUGCAAUCUUUUAUGUAGUAAUACAUAUGAUAAGAGUCAACCACAAAGUUGGUAUUUCGUUUUCAAUUUCAGUAAUAUAUCUGUACUUGUUGACCAGAGUUUAUAGUUUUCCAUUCUAUUAACUUUUAAUUAAUUAAUUUUUUUGUCUACAUUAUGAAUUAAAUUGCAAAAAGACAACUAAAAGUUAUUAAGCUUUGCCAUAUUUAUAUCAUAUACCAUUGGUGUAAUUAAGCACCCAGAUUUCAGAUUUCAGAUUUGAAGAUAAGGUCUAGGAAAUUACCGCCUCUCUUUCUCUCGGAGGAGCUCACCUUUAUUCUUGUUGCCGCAUCGUAGGUUUGUUUCAUCUCUCUAAGAAUCAUAUCAUCUGUAAACAAUUUUAUCUUUUGUGGUAUGUGACUAAACAACAUUUUAUAUUGAAAUUACGGCUCUAAAAUAUUUAUUUUUUGUUUGAUUCAUAUAUUCGAAACAAAAAUCCUUUCCUGGAAAAUAGUGAUAUAAAGUCUUUUAAAUCGUUGAAGAAAGAUUUUCUGAUUUCCUGCAUCUGCAAAAUCGUCUUGAGUUAGACGUGUGUAUGAGUGUAUCUAUACAACUUAUGUGUUAACGCAGAUUACAUCUCGAUACAUAAUUUGUUUUAACAUGGUCGUUUUUUACUGAUGCAGAACUUGCUAGGGAAAAAGAAAGCGAAGAUGAACAUUUCAGAAACAAAAGUUAAAACAGAAGUUGAUUCUUCUUCAUCAGACCAUCCUUGUCCUUUGGCUCUUGUCACGGCUUCGAAUGUACGCAAAGAUACUCAGUGUCUUCGACAAGAUUUAUGCCCCACAGUAUCUAUCCAUGAUGGUACACAAGGUGAUAAUAACAAGAAGAAGCGUCGGGGACGUCCUCCAACUUCCCCAAGCCAAAAACAGUUUAUGAAGUUAAAACUUGCACAUGACAGCCUCAUAAAAUAUAGACAGUAUCUUUCAGUGCCAUUUAUGAGAGCAAAUGGCAUGACCAAACCAGGGCUGAUAACUCUGGUAGGAAAAGAUGGUGCAAAGUGGAAAGUGAAUCUUUACGAGGAGAAAUCCGGAAGCUCACUGUGUCUUGGAAAGGGGUGGAAAGAUUUUGCUAAAGCAAACGGGUUAAAGACUGGUGAAUACUUCACCUUGGAGUCAGCAUGGAAAAAUGAAAUUCCUAUGCUCAGCUUGGUCAACACAGAGUCUGCCAGUGACGGAAAGGAGAGAGGAGAGUCUUCAAAAGCCAUGGAGAAAGAGAGAAGUACUGAUACAUCUUCAAUCGUCCAAAACCGAGUAGUGACAUUGGCCCUUGAAACUAAAGAUGUCAAAGCAUGUACAUUGCAUCUUCCAAGUGAAUUCGUGACAGCUGUUGGCAUCAAGAAGCUUGGAGAGAUAACCUUGCUUGGCAGGGAUGGAAUGAAGUGGUGUGGAUGUCUUUUGUCAAGAGAUGGAACCGUUGCUGUUGGAGUUGGUUGGAGAAAUUUCUGUGAGGCUAAUGGUGUAAAGUUAGGUGAUUCAUUCAGCCUAGUAUUCAUUAACGAAGAAGAGGACACAGGUCCGGUAUUCAAGUUCAGUCCCAACUCCGGGAACUGAGAAAAAUUGUUUUAAUUAAAAGCAUUUGAAUUGCCAUUAGUCUUCCCAUCAAACAAAGACUUUUCGUUUGUUAUGUUUUUUUUUUUCUUUUCGUUUGUUAUGUUUUUCAGUUCUGAUAAAUAACUAAUAUCGAAAUGGCCAUAUGAUUAUGUAUCUCAUAUUGUUAUGUUUCUCGGUUCUGAUAAAUAACUAAUAUCGAAAUGGCCAUAUGAUUAUAUCUCAUAUAUUUUCAUGAAACUGUGACUCAUGUUAUUGGACAAGCUGUCUCUUGUCCAAGUUUGUUUCUAUUGAACGUUUAGUUCUGAACGUGGUAAACUUUCAUCUUAUCGCAACGUUUCAAGUAAGUUCAAGCAAUUGUCUUUCGUUAAUCAGUUUUUUUGGCAUACCCUAACACUUUCUCAUUUUCCAUAUGAGAAACUUUUUUAUUCUUAAAUCAUAAAUUCGGAAUCCAAAUCUCAAACCCUAAAUUUUAUAGCCUAAACUCAACUUUUAAAACUUUCACAGUGGUGAGACAACAUAUGACUAAAUAAAGGAAAGUUAAAUGCUAAAUCCAAAUCUUAAACCAUAACAAUUACAAUUACAAAUGCUUAAUCCAACACAUAGAUGAUUAUAUAAAGAAAACAUAACUGUAUGCAUAUUAAAAAAUUCAAACACAUAUACAUAUUUAAUUUGUCAAUACUGUAUAUUUUAAAAUUUUAAUACAUGAGCUCACCCUGUGCAAAGGCAGGUCGUAUCCUAGUGACGUAGUAUUAAGCUGACAAAAGAAAGAUAAACUUUGAACAUAAGUACAAAAACCUAAACAAAAUCUAAAAACAAAAUCUUAAACUUGAGUUGCAAUAUAUACAGUGAUUUGAUGUAACUUUUGAGUAAUAAUUAUAUGGUAAAAGACAGUAAAUUAUAGUAACUUAGUAAUAGAAAUAUGAGUUAUCUAUUUUAUUAAAAUAGAUAAUGGUAACUUUUUGUUGUAUAACUUGAGUUUAGUUUUAAAUCAAAUUUAAUAUAAAUUAAAAUAUUAGAGAAUAAAUGAAAGAUUAAAUUAUUUUAAAAUAGUAAAUUGAUUAUUACUUUUAGAAUUAAUAAAAAUAAAAAAUUAACAAACUACUAAUUAUUGAUAGUAUUAAUUAGUUAUAUAUUAAUAAUAUAAAGAAGUUACAGACAUUAAUAAUAACUUAAGUUUUAAUUUUAAAAUCUGAUAGUAAUAGACGCCCUAGAAAAGCUUACUCUAAAUCUAUAAAAAGCUGAUAAUAAUAUAUAGCUCGUCCAAAUGGUCCAUAUUUUUCUUAAAACCUUUAAAAUUAUAAAAAGAACUUAAAGAAAACAAUACAGACAAUGUCUUGAAAUAACAAGUCGUAUUUAACCUGUUGAGAAAUUCCUCAAGAGAGAAGAUGACAAAUUAAUCACUUACAAAAUACAAACAAAAACCUUUAAUUGUAAUCGUUUUAGCUCUUUUUAGAUAAAAGAGUUAAUAAUCUCAAUGCAGGAUAUGGUUUUUUUUUUUUUUUUUGUUCAACUGAGGAUUUCAUUAAUCAUAAAAACUAAUCGUUUAGCCCAAUGGGUCCAUUAGGGCCCAUUACAAGACAUGAAAGAAAAGGAACGAAGACAGCGUUUAGCCAGCUCAUCCGCUUCUCUGUUUUUUGAUCGAGGCAAGAACGAGAAGGAGAUUGAGCCAAAUACAGAAGAGAUUUGAUGGAUGUCGCAGAGGAUCCCAUAAAUUUCUUUAUCCUGCAUCUUGGUGUUGAUUGCUCGAAUGAGCGUUAGUGAGUCGGAGUAGAUUCUGAGAUUGGGAAACUCGUGUUCUGCUGCCAUGACGAGAGUUGAUCUAAUUGCUAGGGCUUCAGCCAUCAAGGGGGAUGAGACAGAGUGUUGGAUUUCUGAUCCUUGAGUCGCGAUUGUUCCGUUGUUUUCCCUGAAGAUCCAUGCUAAGCCGGCCCUCUUUGAUGUCGCAUCCCAAGAUGUGUCCGUUGUGCAGAUGAUCGCGCUGUCGUCGCUAUGGUUUCGAGACGUUGUCCUCCCGUCGAUGCUCACCUCUGGAGCAUAUACUGGCUUCUUUGGUAGCAUGUUUCUGUCUUCGAAGAGGAGUUUGUUGCGAGCUGUCCAUAUGGACCAGAGGAUCCAGGGAAGGAUUGGGUUCUGAACUCCAGUCGGUGGGAGGCAUAGGGCUCUUCUGAACUUGACCAUCAUCGAUGUUAUUGUGUCCUCCGCAGAUGUGGGGAUCGCUUGUCUUAAAGAUUCUCGCCAGUUGGGAGUGCUUUUUGGAUGGUGGACCAAAGGAAUACUUUGAGUUUAGGGGAGAAGAGUCCAGACCAUAUGUCUUUUACCCAGCGGAACUCUUGGUUCUCCUCUUGCGGUGUUUGCUGAUGUUUGAGUGCUUAGGCUGUAGAGUAUCCUGACUUGGCGGAGUACACUCCUGAUUGCAAGGGUUGCCAAACAAAAAUAUUUUCUGCUCCUUUGGUGCUUGGUCUUAUGGUUUGAAUCUGUGACGCCAACGACGGUAAGAUUUCCUCUAGCCUUCGUCGAUUCCAUUUGAGGUCUGAUGUGAGGAUGUCUGAAACCCACAAGUCUAACACUUCCUCAGUGCAGGGGCCGAUUGGUUUCACAUUCUUAUCCAAAGAGAUCCAGGAGUCUUGCCAUACCUUUGUAGACAUACCAUUUCUAAUUGCCUUCCCCAGCUGUGGCUUUAGGAGUUCUAGGCCGUGGAGAAUGCUGCGCCACCCAUGAGAGCAUACUGCAGGUACCGAUACUUCUAGGAUGCUUUUGUUGUGACAAUAUUUCCCAAUUAAGAUCCUAGCAAGUAGGCAGUUAGGAGCUGUGAGGAUUCUCCAUGCUAGUUUUGCCAAUAGGGCUUGGUUGAACAGUUGGAUGUCUCUUAGGCCUAGUCCUCCUUGAGCCUUUGGUUUUGUUAGAGUAUCGCAAGAAACCCAGCACAUUUUCCUUUUCCCAUCAGGUCCGUCCCACCAGAAUCUCGUUAAUGCAGACUGGAUUCUUUUGCAUAGUGAGACUGGUAAUAAGAAGCAUGACAUAGAGUGGUUGGGGAUAGACGUGAGUACUGACUUUAACAUUGUGAGUUUGCCGGCUUUUGACAGGAACCUCGUAGUCCAGCUCAAUGCUUUCUGUCUGAUUCUAUCUACCACGGAUGUGAAGAGAUCUUUCUUUUUUCUUCCGAAAUGCUCAGGUAAGCCUAGGUAUUUACCUAGCCCACCCUCUUUGUUGAUGCUCAGAAUUUCCUUCGCUCUUCCAAUGCAGGAUAUGGUUAAAUAUAUAUAGUCAAUCGACUGCAACAAAAUACAGAUCAGUUAAAAUUUCUGACAGAAUAUCGACCAAUACAGAUCUGUCUGAAUUUGUCAUAAUUUCACCGGGAUUUUUCAACGAUUUUUUUUUUCAUCAGAAAGUUUUUCACAUAAAAAUGUAUCUGUUAUGUGCGAUUUUCCGCUGAACAAUUUUAUUUUCAAACGAAGUUUUCGAACAGAUUUCCGAAGAAACAAUAUAUCCACUAUGUAAAAGUUCUAUAAAUUGAAAAUACUUAACAAAAGUUCUGUAAUUCGUCAGAAAUCUGUUAGCGAAAAUUUAAGACAUGCUUUAAUAACUUUGGAUAGCUUAAAGUCUAACUUAAAUAAAUCUAGCUUUAAAUAUUUUACGACUAAUUUAAAACCUCUAAGAACAAUCAGACCCUAAAACUUCCAUGAACGGAUUUAGGCAUGGGAAUCGAGUAUUCGGUUUGAGUUCGUAGGGGUGGGCACUUUACCCGAUAUUCGAAGCCGCCCCCGAAUUCGAUCCAAAAAACUUGAACCGAAAUAGCAAAAUAUCCAAACGGGUAUUGAAUUAGAAGAGAUUGGAUAUCCGAACCCGAACGGAUAAUAUCCGAACCCAAAUGGAUAUCCGAAGAUAACCAAACAUAUGUAUAAUUAACCAUAUAUUUCUAGUUUACAUCUCUCAUUUUAUAUAACAUAUUUAUAUUGAUACUACA
This is a messenger RNA of Brassica rapa (field mustard), 6035 nucleotides long. Its product is annotated as B3 domain-containing protein REM12-like. The record is from RefSeq and is a predicted model, not a curated record. Lineage: Eukaryota; Viridiplantae; Streptophyta; Magnoliopsida; Brassicales; Brassicaceae. Gene Ontology annotation, molecular function: DNA binding.